GCGAGGAGGAUGUGGCUCGGUGAGGGAAGCUGGUUUGAUAUCUAACUAAACAUCUAUGUAUCAGGAAAACAAACGGCCGUGUCCGUGCGGGACUCGACGUGUAGUUGACACUCGGCGGUGAGUCGCGUUCGCAGCCAGCGACAAGACGCGACGUGCUAUUUCCGCGUCUGACGACUGACUGGAUGAUCAAAUGUUAAAACUCUGGAGGGAAGUUUUGAUCCAGCGACGACUGUUUCUGAGGUUCUGCCGCGGAACGUGAGGUUAAAAGUACCCGUUAAAAGGCGGUUUUGCUUCAGAAGCGUGAGAGGUGAUACGCGCGGCGAAACUGAUACAUGGUCCACUUCAGCUGAGUGUAGCGUUGUCUUCCUGCUGCCGCGAUAUAUAACUCUAAAUUACAACGAUUCUAUCCAUUAAUGAAUGAGUUGUUUAUCCUGCCAUUUAUGUUUAUGAUCUAAACCUCGAGAAUUUAUGUUCCACGAUAAGAACGUCGGCAAUUUUACAAAUACUUCAAAUACCACCUAUGUCAUGAUGAUGAAAUAGAUCAUAUUUUCCAUAAAUCAUGUGAAGACAAAGAGUAAUACUGCCGUAGAGCAGCAGGUGAGUGGACACAAAGAGGCAAAGGUAAACAUGGCAAACCAUAUACAACAAUUGCAUCAUGUUCUAAUGUUAUUUUUAGGUCACUGGAGUCCAAAAACUGGAACAUAUUCUGUCGUCAUCACAAGGAGUUUGAGACAAGUCUGCGAUUCAUUGAAGCACUGACAAAAAACCCCCACUAGUCAUGUGUAUUCACAAUGAACCCUGUGUUCUCCAGUGUAACCAUAACAAAUCAUUCAACACUGUCGGGUGUUAGCAGAUAGAACUUGAUGUUUCACUUUGUACUGCCUUCUUCCAUUCAUCCAGCCCAGAAAUGGCUUGUAAAGUCUAUCUCUAUUAAUACACUGAACCAGCCAGAUAUCAAAAGUGCACGCCCUGGGAUUGGUCUGCUGUUUAUCUUACAAGUCAACACCUUCAUUUGACAAUACAACACGAAAGAUGGCAGUGAUCUGUGUGUUGACACUGAAUUGAAUUAUGUCAAAGAUGUUGAAAACACUUUAUUUUAUAAGAAGAAAUACAUAUAUUAAGACAGGAUUAAAUAAUGUUUUCACACCGAAAUAAGGUAAUAAAAUAAGAUAAGGAACCUUCAAGAAAUGAAAUUUGCCUUCUGAACUAGUCACAAUAAUCUGCACCUUAGUAAGUUUAUAUUACUAAGAAAACAACCAUCUGCAUUUCUACUAUUCUCUACUCCCGCGAGUUGACCUUUGACCCCUCAGAUAAGACAUUGUCAAAGCUGAGAUCAUCAUGUUGAUGUGCUUUUCUCAUGACUGAGUUGUGUUCGCAGAGGUUAAAGUACUCUGAAGACAGCAGGCGAGAGCGUCGACCUGGUCUGUCCAACAUGGAUCACAAGCUGGUGUUCACCACACUAGAGUCUGUCUGCGAGGCCAACAUUUCAGCUCUAAGUGGAGCCGCCGGCGAUUUGCCGUCCGGGGCUGUCGCCAAGCGCUUGGUCACUUGUCUGAAAGAGAUUCAGCAGCACGGCAGGGCGCUGGAGCCGGUGGUGGCCGGCCUCUCCCUGGUGUUUCAUCACUAUGACUUCGACGAACAAACGCCGGGGAAUGGUUACCGCACUCUGGUCAAGGUGCUGCUGUCUUGCCUUCUCCACAUCAUCCAGAAGGGGCGCUACAUUGCGUCCAAUCACACUGGUGCCUUCUUCCGGGGCGACCAUAAUGCGUGCGAGCUGGAGGCGUACUGCAGCGCCCUCUGCCAGCUGCGUGCGCUGCUCUACCUGGCGCAGCGACUCAUCAACGACAACGCCUGCGGCCAGCUCUACUCCCUAGAAGACGGCGAGCUGAGUCGCAAGUUGGUGCAGGAGUACAGCUCCAUGCACAAGGGAUGUUUCUACGGCAGAUGCUUGGGCUUUCAGUUCUCUCCAUCGCUUCGGCCGUUUCUCCAAACUGUAGUUAUCAGCAUGAUAUCGUACGGCGAGACGUACGGUAAACAACAGUCGGGCCUCGGUCUGGCUGCUCUCUCUCUCCUCACGUCGGGAAAAUACCUCAUUGACCCGGAGCUGCGUGGCACAGAGUUCGAACGCAUCACGCAGAACUUGGACAUGCAAUUCUGGAAGUCCUUCUGGAACCUCACCGAGUCUGGGCUAAUGACAGGCUUCAGCAGAAUUACCUCAAACCCAGUGGAAGUCAACCUGACCCUGACCAUCCCUCCGGUCACCCUGUCCCUCCCUCUGGCCUCAGACCCCAGCGUGUCUGCUGCUGUGUCUCCCCCUGUCGCUCACUGGGGCCCGGGGCCGGUCCAUGUUCGUCUCAUCUCGUGUCGGGUUCGGGAAGGACAGGACAGCGAGGAGCUGUUGUCCUUCUCUCGCACUGACCCUCCGUCUAUAUCCUCCUCUCAACUCCCCUGGGUGCACAAGCAAGCUCGCUCGCCGUGGCUGCUCAUCCACUUCCACGGAGGAGGAUUCGUGGCUCAGACAUCCAAGUCUCACGAGAACUACCUGAGGAGCUGGUCGAAGGAACUGGACGUCCCUGUUCUCUCCGUGGACUAUUCUCUGUCGCCGGAAGCUCCGUUUCCCAGAGCUCUGGAGGAGUGUUUCUACGCCUACUGCUGGGCUCUUAGCAACUGCCACAUGCUGGGUUCCACUGCGGAGCGGGUGUGUUUGGCGGGCGACAGCGCCGGAGGAAACCUCUGCAUCACAGUCUCCAUGAAGGCCCUCUGUAACGGCAUCAGGGUUCCUGACGGCAUCAUGGCCGCCUAUCCCGCAACCUUGCUCACCACUGAUGCCUCGCCCUCCCGGCUCCUCACACUCAUCGACCCGCUGUUGCCGUUGGGUGUUCUCACAAAGUGUAUUAACGCCUAUGCUGGUACGGAGUCACAGCGGGACCAGCCGGUCCUCAGCACCAGCACCCUGCGCUCCAUGGGCCGAGACACGGCCAUGCUGCUCAGCGACCUCACCCAGGGAGCCUCCAACUGGAUCCACUCCUUCCUGGACCCGACGCGAGCCAGCGGAGCGGCGCGUCCUCUCUCGUCGACGCGGAGAUGGACCGAAGCGUCGCAGAAUUCCAGCGUCACCUCGGCUGAAAAUGAGGAAGACUUCGUGGAUUACCCGGAGGACUUCAAGCCUUUGCGAUCAGAGUGUUGGGCGUCGGUUAACCCCACAGCCUGCCCCAUCAUCAAGAACCCAUUUGUGUCGCCGCUGCUGGCUCCCAACAACCUGCUGAAGGGUCUGCCGCCUGUGCACAUCGUGGCCUCAGCGCUGGACGCGCUACUGGACGACUCGGUGAUGUUUGCCAAGAAGCUGAGGAGCAUGGGUCAGCCUGUGAGUCUGACGGUGGUGGAGGGCCUGCCGCACGGAUUCCUCAGCCUGUCGCAGCUCUCCAGGGAGACGGAGUUCGCUACGGAGGUCUGCCUGGAGCGGAUGAGGGACAUCUUCAGGAACCCACCAGCCUCGCGACAGAAACACACCUAAGUUGUCGUUGUUUCUUCAGGUGGUCGAAGAAAGGAAGGACAGUUAAGGUUUACUCAUCCGGGUGAGGUGCUUUGCGUUCGAGGUAGCUUUGUCGCUGUUGUUUACAAGAUACUGUAUUGAGUCUAGCAAACACGUUUAGAUCCAUUGUUUUGGAGAGAUGGCUUUUGUCAGUUUGAACACCCCAAAUGAUUUGGCAUCAUAAAACUAGAAGGACAUAGAGAGUGCAGACCUCUGCCAAGCCGCUCGCUCUCUCCUAACAACAUGCUUUGACAUUCCUUUUAUCUAUAUAAUUAGAUACCUUUCCGGCAUUUGAAAUCGUAUUGAUGUCACAUACAGUAUAUAUAGACUGAGUGGAAAAGUUUUGUAUUACUUAUACGGAAUUUGCGGGAAAUUUUAUGUGCAAUAACAGAUCCAAUGCUAUUUUCCCGUCUAUCUUGUCUGCUAUUUUAAACAGAAAGGUUUCAUAAAUCUGCUUGUAUUCUCGGUUGCAGACAACUUUUCUGACUUUAUCUAAAUCCAACAUGUGUGAGGUUGUGUGCCUUGAAACUGCACUGUUAUUGUCGUCAUGUUCUUCAGGGUGGUCAAAUGUUUACACCAAGAGGCCUUCAUUUCAUAUCUGUUGAUGUGGAUGUCACUGUGCAACAAAAGGAUUCUGCAAAUAUUCUGACAUUUUAAAGUUAA
Molecule: messenger RNA, 4195 nt
Organism: Synchiropus splendidus (mandarinfish)
Lineage: Eukaryota; Metazoa; Chordata; Actinopteri; Syngnathiformes; Callionymidae
Gene: lipea
Product: lipase, hormone-sensitive a
Exons: 10
Coding region: 1358-3514 (718 amino acids)
Biological process (GO): cholesterol metabolic process; triglyceride catabolic process
Cellular component (GO): cytosol
Molecular function (GO): sterol ester esterase activity; triacylglycerol lipase activity
Source: RefSeq, a predicted model, not a curated record